GACAAUUUAUGAACAGGCUUUCUCUCCAUAAAUACACCAAUGCCAUCCAUUAAAAUCUUGUAUUGUUUCCUUUUAGUGCUCUGGUUAGAAGUAGCCCAUGUUUCAAGCCGUGCCCUGCUACGUCGGACGGUUUCGGAAUACCACGAGAGGUUCCGGCAGGCUGCGGCCAGUCGAUCAGCAGGUUUGGAUGGUUCAGAUCAUGCUGCUAGUGUGAAGAGGAGAGUGUUCUAUCCGGGAAGGUAUGGAGCUGACCCAACUGGAGAAGAAGACAGCACCCAUGCCAUCACAAGGGCCGUACAUGAUGCCUUCUCAGUACAACAGGGGUUGAACCUGUUGGCAGGAGUGAAUGAUUUGGGUGGUGUGGUCAUCGAUUUGCAAGGAGGCAACUACAAAAUCAGCAACCCCAUUCGUUUGCCGUCUGGCAACGGCAAUGUGGUCAUACAUGGAGGAACUCUACGUGCAUCACUGAAUUUCCCAACAGACGGAUUUCUAAUUGAACUGCUGUCAAACUCCUCCCUUGCAAGACCUCUCCAGUCAUCUUCCAUCCAACCUACCAAUUCUGUACUAACCCCACCAGGAUAUUACUACGAAGACAUCACCUUUCAAGACAUCCUUUUCGAUUCAAGCUUCCGUGGCGGUGGCAUCCUCGUCGUCGACUCUGUCCGCACUCGCAUCGACAACUGCUUCUUCAUCCAUUUCACCACCCAAGGACUCCUCGUCGAGAGAGGUCAUGAAACCUUCAUCUCAAGCUCCUUCCUAGGACAACAUCUAACAGCUGGCGGUGACCCACUUGAACGUAACUUCUCCGGCGUUGCUAUCGACCUUGCUAGCAACGACAAUGCCAUCACCGAUGUCGUCAUCUUCUCUGCAGCGACCGGCAUUAUGCUACGUGGACAGGCUAACAUACUCACUGGGGUACAUUGUUAUAACAAGGCCACAUAUUGGGGUGGUGUAGGGGUGUAUGUUAAGCUACCUGGCUUAGGCCAAACGAGGAUAGAUAAUAGCUACAUGGACUACACUGGCAUUGUACUUGAAGACCCAGUUCAAGUCCAUAUUACUAAUGCAUUCUUCUUAGGAGAUGCUUAUAUCACCUUAAAAUCUGUUAAGGGACAGAUAUCAGGUCUUAACAUCGUUGACAACAUGUUCUCUGGGAGUGGUCGGGGGACCCCAAUUGUAAAGUUGGAUGGGCCAUUCACGACCGUUGAUCAGGUGGUCGUUGAUAGGAACAACGUGCUGGCGAUGAAACUGAAGUCGACCAUAGGUAAGCGGUCUGUUACAGCGAAUGGUACCCGGUGGGUUGUUGAUUUCUCAUCAGAUCUUGUGUUUCCUAACCGGAUAAAUCACUUGCAAUACUCAUUUUAUGUGAACGGGCAGUGUAGAUUUCCAUCGCAUAAGGUGACCAAUGUGAGUAGCAAUGUUGUGGUGGUGGAGGCUGAUCGAGAGGUCCAAGGGACUGUUCUUGUUACGGUUGAUCAGAAUACAUUGCCUGGAGAGAAAUGUCUAUUUGAGUAAGGUUUAGAUGGGAUUUGGAUAUACUGACUAUUCAUCA
Magnolia sinica is the source of this 1549-nucleotide messenger RNA. RefSeq names its product polygalacturonase QRT3-like. Gene Ontology annotation, molecular function: polygalacturonase activity. The transcript is spliced from 3 exons. Bases 40 to 1512 code for a protein of 490 amino acids. The record is from RefSeq and is a predicted model, not a curated record. NCBI's taxonomy places the organism in Eukaryota, Viridiplantae, Streptophyta, Magnoliopsida, Magnoliales, Magnoliaceae.